UUAUCCUCAAUAUUUUUUAUCUAUCCUCUUUGUAGAAAUUAUAACUGGUCUGGCAAUUACAGAACGUGCUGGCUGGUCGGGUUAGCUGGAAGGUUUUCGUUCUUCGUUCAAGAUGGCCAUCUCGACUAUGUUACGCCGUACCGGCCGUACAUUAAUAAACGGUACGCUGUAUUCUGCUGCUGCGCUCCGUCUUGCUUCGACCCAACCUGAAAAAAAAGUAUAUUUCGAUGUCACCGCUGACGGCGAAUCCCUGGGUCGCAUAGUGAUAAAACUGGAAACUGAUUUAGUGCCUAAAACAUCUGAGAAUUUCAGAGCCUUAUGCACUGGCGAAAAGGGAUUUGGGUACAAAGGCUCUUCAUUCCAUAGGAUCAUUCCCAACUUUAUGUGCCAAGGAGGAGACUUUACUAACCAUAAUGGUACAGGUGGAAAGUCUAUUUACGGUCGUGUUUUCCAAGAUGAAAACUUUAAGCUGAAGCAUACUGGCCCAGGCAUUUUGUCAAUGGCCAAUGCUGGUCCUAACACAAACGGAUCUCAAUUCUUCAUCACCACUGUACCUACGCCGUGGCUUGAUAAAAAACAUGUAGUAUUUGGGGCCGUUGUUGAAGGUAUGGAUGUGGUUAGUAAAAUGGAAGGGUUUGGAUCUAAAAGUGGAAAGCCUACUAAGAAACUAGUUAUCUCUGAAUGUGGUGAAAUUCAUGAAGAGCUUGCAGCGAAAAAAGUGGUUCAGUGAAUUUCAUAAUGUUCUAUAGGUAGUCUAAAUGUGCAGUUUUU
Molecule: messenger RNA, 771 nt
Organism: Trichoplusia ni (cabbage looper)
Lineage: Eukaryota; Metazoa; Arthropoda; Insecta; Lepidoptera; Noctuidae
Product: peptidyl-prolyl cis-trans isomerase-like
Exons: 3
Coding region: 113-730 (205 amino acids)
Biological process (GO): protein peptidyl-prolyl isomerization; protein folding
Molecular function (GO): peptidyl-prolyl cis-trans isomerase activity
Source: RefSeq, a predicted model, not a curated record